Messenger RNA from Soboliphyme baturini, 621 nucleotides. The record is from the annotation of a GenBank genome assembly. Lineage: Eukaryota; Metazoa; Nematoda; Enoplea; Dioctophymatida; Soboliphymatidae.
AUGAGAAAGAUAUUCGCAACCGAUGACGAAGGCACUUCCCAGAGAGACCCAGAAGGGAUCCCACAAAACCAGGGCCUAGUCGAAACGAUCUCAUCUGAGAAAGUGGAACAAGACUUGAGCAGGAGGAAAAACAAGAUAGCCCUUGAUUCGGACGGAGUUCCCAUAGUAGCAUGGAAAGCACUGGGACAAGAAGGUCUGUCCAAGGGCAAACCAAAGUUUCAGGUGUUAGAAAGGCCCCUUGCGAGCAACAAUGCUCUCAAAGUGACACCCUCCAUUCGUUCGGUUCAGGACAAAUUGAUGAUGCUUCAACGAGCCAAUGAGACGACUGUGCCUGCUAAAUGUGAAGAGUUGUCUCCAACUACUGAGGAGCUACGUUCCGUCGCAUUUAACGACACGACGUCGAAGUUUGCAGAUGGAAAAGCUGAACCAUGGUUGCCACAGUUGACGUGUUCGAAGACGAAUAAAGACGAUGCGGUCUGCGAUCACAGGGCAAACGGUUCGAAGCCAAAACAUGAAGUGAAUGGCAUCUUAAACGCGAUUCACGUGCGGCCAGAAAUUCGAGAGUAUCCGCGUCGAAAGGCACGGAAGGUGGUUCAUCUUCACAGAAAAGAAAAGUUCUGA